Molecule: messenger RNA, 1290 nt
Organism: Pleurotus ostreatus (oyster mushroom)
Lineage: Eukaryota; Fungi; Basidiomycota; Agaricomycetes; Agaricales; Pleurotaceae
Exons: 1
Coding region: 1-1290 (429 amino acids)
Source: RefSeq, a predicted model, not a curated record
AUGGCUGCGCCGAGUAGUUCUACUCUGCCUGUCGAAAUCUGGCUUCAAAUAUUUUCUCUUGCGACUCUCGUCCCCGGAGCGUUGGACACCAAGGACCAAAAUGCCAUCACUGCCUUUACGAAAGAUAACUAUGGAAUCCUUGCUCAAGCCCACUACCGACGUACCAUCGACACCAAACACGCCAUCAGUCUGGUUUGUCGGAGCUGGCACGCGUUGAUUUUCCGAAACCUUCUCGAAUACGUCGUAAUUGGUAGUGGACGACAGGUUCUACGCGUUGCCGAGCUUCUGGACGCGAAACCGGCCUACGGACAUAGGACAGCUCGGCUGGAAAUCGCUUUAGAAGGCAUACACAUCUGGGAUCGCGAGCAUUCAUUAGCCAUUACCUCAAUCAUUCGAGCCUGCCCAAACAUUUCCGUGUUCUCGACCAUUUUCUCAACCACGGACGCAUAUUUCCUCUUUUCUUCUGGAAUAUUAUCAGCUUUGGCCACCACUAUAUAUCGCGAAAGGCCCAUCCGUCGGUUGGAGCUGAGGGCGGAUAUACCCAUCAUCGCAGCCCUCCUUUGCGUCCUCUCGCCUUCUCUGGAAGUUCUCUGGGUGCAGCCGUCUCGCCGGGUCUCCACUUGCCUUGUCCCGUACAACAUAGAACUGCCGAAGCUCCACACAUGCAUUUCAUCCUUCCCCGAGAGCAACAUCUUCCGCACCGCAUAUAUGCCCUCUGUCAACACCUUUCUUACUCAAGACGAACUGGCAAGAGACGACGUUCUGCGCCGCUGCGGUGAAACGGUCAAGCAUAUUUCCGCCCAAAGCCUUAAAACAUCCGCCGUGUCACUGGCACUUUGUCCGAAAUUAGAGAUGCUCUCAGUGAGCUGCGCUGACCGCGUGCUAUCCAUCCUGCCACCUUUGGGUCUCAUUCAUCCAAACGUUUCUACCUUAACGCUGGAACAUCCGGAUUUCUUUCGGCAACUUUGCUAUCAUCGCGAGGACCUAUCUUUGUUCCCAUUGGCGCAUCUCGAAAGGACCCUCCGUACGCUUACGUCGGGAGAAGUGUUUCCGUCUUUGCGGCGUCUUCGUUUCGUUCUGCCUUCACUGUUGACAAGCACCCGCCUGAACUACGGUCGCGCAUCCAAGGCUACGGUUUCGGUCUGGGAGGAGUGGAUGGAUUCUUGCAGAGAUAGAGGUAUCCGUGUCGAAAUCGCGGAAGGCUCAGACGGCAUGUUUCACAAUACAUGGUCCCCAUUAACCAAAAACAUUCUGAUCGUUCACCUACAUGCCCAGUCAUUCGUAGUAUAA